This is a messenger RNA of Gigantopelta aegis, 1924 nucleotides long. Its product is annotated as dual specificity protein phosphatase 14-like. Lineage: Eukaryota; Metazoa; Mollusca; Gastropoda; Neomphalida; Peltospiridae. The transcript has 3 exons. Gene Ontology annotation, molecular function: MAP kinase tyrosine/serine/threonine phosphatase activity. The coding region runs from base 697 to 1278 and encodes 193 amino acids. The record is from RefSeq and is a predicted model, not a curated record. Gene Ontology annotation, cellular component: cytoplasm. Gene Ontology annotation, biological process: protein dephosphorylation.
ACAGGAAAACAACAUGAGCCUUUUGUGGUGGAUGCAUCACAUUUGUUAUAAUUGUGAAGCAAGUGAGUGUAAUCUGCCGGUUAUCAGCGUGAACCUGUUGUCAGUUAAUAGCUGCUACACAGUAGAUACAGCUUCCGUCUGACCGCAAGUCAGUCAGGGUUCACUAUGCUGUACAGCGUGUAUCUGCCUGUGUAGUUCCUUAUUCCUCACAUCUCUGAAACCAGCAUCUUUAAUCCAUCUCUUGUGUGGGAUAGUCCAGGUGGGAAUCCGUGUUAAAUACACAAUAUAUGACUCAGGCAGCGGUAUGCAUUAUUGGUCGGAUUGGUAGCUUACAGAAACAUUCGCUUUCCCCGACUGCCUAUUGUAUUGGGUGAUUGCUGUGUACUGGAAUGCUUUGUUUUGCUCUGCCUUGGUGCGUCUCACCUCUGGCGGUGUAAACACACCAGUGUUGUAUCACUACCAGGCUAUGGUUACAUGCAGUCAGUGUUCACAGUUAGCACUUCAUUAAGUGGUCAGGUCAUCUCGUGGUGUUGGAGUUAACAAAUGAAAGGACUGCUUGUUUAAUGACAACUCGGCAAAUGUUAUGCUAUGUCAUAUUGGUAGCUGUCUUAAGACAGAACUUAUUGCCAGACUUGGUCUGAGAGUGAGAGAAGAAAACCACGGCUGACUCCUAGAUUACACAGCUCUAUAACACCGAUGGAUCGUAACAUGUUCAGCCAGAUUGCCCAGAUAACUGACCACCUGUUUCUGAGCAGUGCGGCUGCGGUCAGUGGGGAGAGAGUCCGCGGUCUGAGCAUCACCCACAUCAUCAACUGCACCAUGGACAUCCCCAACCUGCACGUGCCCGGCGUCGACUGCAUCCAGAUCCACGUGGACGACCUGCCCAGCGCCAACCUCAGCCUCUACUUCGACAGCGUCAGUGACAAGAUUGCACAGAUCCACCAACGCGGCGGCAAAACUCUGGUGCACUGUGUGGCCGGCGUCAGUCGCUCAGCCAGUCUGUGUAUCGCAUACCUCAUGAAGUAUUACCACAAGACACUGGAGGACGCGUACAGGCAUGUCAAACAGAAGCGUUCGGUGAUUUACCCGAACUUCGGCUUCUGGCGGCAGCUCAUAGAUUACGAACGCCGUUUGUUCCGGACAAAUUCUGUGAAGAUGGUCCAGUCGAAUAUAGGCUGGAUCCCGGACGUGUUGGAGAAAGAGACUCGCAACAUGGUGUGGUUUUCUGGACCCAAGUCAUCAUCCUACCGGUAUUCGUCGAGGACUGGGCGCUUUUGAUACUAGUGAAAUACUUAGGUUCUUUGACUCACAUCUUUAAUAUGUGGUUUAUUUAUUUAUGUAUAGAUUGCUGUUUGUUCUGCAAACAGGAUGAAACAGUGGGAACUGUUCAUAAAGGUAUGACAGUGUCUGUAUAUAUACACAGCCUGUAUGCAAACAGAACAGUAGGUACCGUGUUUGGCACUGAACAGUAUUUUAACAUCCAUGUAUACACUGUGACAAUUAAGUUUUAUUUUUAAGGUCUCUUCUAAAUUUAUAUGCCAACAUUAUACUAUAUUUGGAAGAAAAAUGUCAGUUUUAAAGUUAGACAUGCAAAUAUUAUGAGACCUGGGUCCUAUGUUUGGCACUCUGAGAAUGGUAGUGUUAAUAAAGUCUGUCCUAGACUGGUUUGUCCUAAACAGUGCUAUUGUUUGCCAGCAGAUCAAGAUUUAUAGCACUUGUUCUUCACUAGUUUAUUCAUAACGCAGUAGGAGACGGUAGUAGCCUACUGUGUGUGGCAACAAUGCACUGUUUAUAAAACCUGUCCUACACUAAUAUAUGUAUGGAUAGGAGACCAUAGUACGGUACUGUGCUAGACAGAAGGGCACUGUUUAUAAAGUUUGUCCUAGAGUGCUUUAUAUACAUGAAAAUAAAAAUGAAGAAACAA